Pistacia vera is the source of this 1016-nucleotide messenger RNA. RefSeq lists its product as uncharacterized. The record is from RefSeq and is a predicted model, not a curated record. The transcript has 2 exons. Bases 143 to 901 code for a protein of 252 amino acids. Lineage: Eukaryota; Viridiplantae; Streptophyta; Magnoliopsida; Sapindales; Anacardiaceae.
CUGUUCCAAAAGGUGGAGGGAUUAUUCUACAACUUUGAAACCAGGCAUAAUAAGAUCUUCAUUACAAAUUAACUGCUCACGAUUACUGUUCCUGUUUAGUGAAUCCUGAUCAACUUUACUUCCCUAUAAAUUUAGCUUUACAAUGUGUGUAAACCAUUACCUUGUUUUAAACACUCCAGAAUUAACCAUGGCAGAUACCAAAGUAAAGUUGAAGCUUCUUGUUGACAAAGAAGCUAAAAUAGUCCUAUUUGCUGAAGCAGGCAAAGAGUUUGCAGAUUUUCUCUUCUACCUACUUUCUUUGCCUGCUGGAACUAUUGUCAGGCUCUUAGAAAAGAAAAACAUGGUGGGUUGUUUAGGUAAUCUUUAUGAGAGUAUUGAACAUCUCAACGAAACAUAUAUUCAGCCAAACCAAAACAAGAGCUCUCUUCUCAAUCCCAAAUCUCCAGUCUAUUCUACUGAUAUGCCCCUUUUGUUGUCUGAUCAUGAAUUGAAAGCUCGAAAUGUUUACAGGUGUCCAUACCACGAUUCGUAUGUGGCUGAAACUCCAAACGUGGUUUGUCCGCAGUGCGAGAGGAAAAUGGCCACUGAGGUUCCUUAUGUAAACACUAGUAGUAAUCCAGCGGGCAAAAGCACCACCGUCGCGGCUGAAAGAGGGUUCGUUAAAGCGGUGGUGACAUAUAUGGUAAUGGACAACUUGGAAUUGAAGCCAAUGUCUACUAUUUCUAGCAUCACCAUGCUAAACAGGUUUCAUGUUAAGGAUGUGCGUUCACUUGAAGAGAAGGUUGUUGAUUUUGGCGUUGAAGAGGGUCUGAAGCUGCUGAAGGCAUCUUUGGAAUGCAAGAAUGUAUUAACAAGUAUUUUCCUUGGAAAUAAUGGGCCACAAAAAGGAAGCUGUACCUGAAUUUCUGUAUCAGCUGCUGGGACUUGAAACUUAUCUUCUGGACAUGUUAAAUCGCUUUGUGUUUUCAAGCGUUUCAGAUAUUAAUUAAGCAAUAAGAUUGGUGUGUUUAAUUUAA